Paramecium pentaurelia is the source of this 507-nucleotide messenger RNA. NCBI's taxonomy places the organism in Eukaryota, Ciliophora, Oligohymenophorea, Peniculida, Parameciidae. The record is from the annotation of a GenBank genome assembly.
UAUGUUGGCAUUUUAAUCAUGUAACCCUUCACCCAGUUAAUAAUCUGGUCUCUAACUUCUAAAUGUAAUUAAUCUCAUGAGAUACUUUAGUCUCAAUCAUCAUCAUAUUUACUUGAAGCAUUAAAUCAAUUCCCAUAAUAAAUUUAACAGAAAGCCUAGGUAAUACAAUAAGAGAACUAGAAAUUAAGAAAUGACAAUCAACUUCUGUAAUAAUAAGUAAAUCAUUUAGAGAAUAAGCAAUAAGAAUUGAUUAAUGAAGUAUUAUAUCCUUCAAUUUUAGAUCCAUGAUUUAAGAUAGUUAAUUAAGAGAGUCUAUAAAGAAGGGGAAGUGUCUGUUCAAUACUUUAAAAAUAAAAAUGUAAAUAUCAAAUAAAUUACUCAAGGUCAUUCUUGAAAACCAUAAUGACAGUUUAGAAAAAGCCCUCAAAAAUUUAUAAAUGAAUAUUCAGAUGUUUGGACAAUUAAAAGAACUUUCAGAGCUUAUGAAAUAAGAAGAUGAAUUUUGAU